Erpetoichthys calabaricus (reedfish) is the source of this 980-nucleotide messenger RNA. Its product is annotated as OCIA domain-containing protein 1-like. Bases 111 to 887 code for a protein of 258 amino acids. The transcript is spliced from 8 exons. NCBI's taxonomy places the organism in Eukaryota, Metazoa, Chordata, Cladistia, Polypteriformes, Polypteridae. The record is from RefSeq and is a predicted model, not a curated record. Gene Ontology annotation, cellular component: endosome.
ACUUCCGGGUCACAACAGAUGGUGCCUUGCUUUCCGGUUUUCUGUUGAGGUCGGUGAGGACUGUACUUCGCUUUGACUGAGUAUUUGUUGUCCUUCUCUCGCCUUCUAGCAUGGCUCCCGAAUCUUCUGCAGGGGUACCGACAUCUGGACAGAGAGGCGCCCCCUAUCAGAACCCAUUGGGUAUGGCAUAUGUUCCAACAGAGGAGGAAAGAAGAGUGUUUAAGGAGUGCAACGAUGAGAGUUUCUGGUAUAGGUCUUUGCCAUUUGCUGCUGUAGGCAUGUUUGUCACCCAAGGAUUAAUUGCCAGGGGAAUACUCACUUCCUCGGCACGAUUUGGUUCAGUUCCCAAGGUUGCAUUUGCUGGUGUCUGUGGUUACCUAGCUGGAAAAAUGUCAUAUAUGAAGACUUGUCAGGAGAAGUUUAAAACCCUUGACAACUCUCCACUUGGAGAAGCCCUUCGUCGGGGCCAUAGGCCAUUGCCAUCUCAAUAUUCAUUUAAUGAGUCAGAAUCUGUAAAGACAAGGAGAAAUGAUCAACAGUCUUCAGAUUCAUCGACUGAUCCCAGCCCAGCUCCCCAAAACUACAGUGAUGACUUCAGUUACACAGAGCGAUCAUUGUCAACAUAUGAUUCCAUUCCCUUUAGCACCACCCUUAGUGAGUCUGCACCUACAGGUAUGAAUGAGACAGAUCUGCAAAAUGUGCUAUUGGAAGAAGAAAGAGCAGUACGGAAACCAAUAACUUAUGAGGAGUUAAGGAGUAAAAACAGAGAAAAUUAUGAAGUGACAAUGACUCAGAAGACUGAAACAAUGGUUAAGCCCCCACAAGAAAAAGUUCUCCAAAAAAAAGACGAGAAGAAAAACAAGUAUGGAGAUACAUGGGAAGAGUAACACAGCUGUUGUUAACUAGGCCUACAUUUUUAAAUUUGCAUAGUGUUAUGCAGACUUUUAUCAAAGUCUUCAAUAUUCUUUGUACAUUUGCAA